AAGAGUAGCUGUUUGGACCCUGAGCCGCGUUUCCUGAACAUGAGUUUUUCAACGACCGCGGUUACAGGGAACUCAAUAUUCCCGCGAAAUUCAAAUUCAAGACCCAAGAAUUCUCAAAACCGGAAAGAAGUCAUCUCUCUGUUACAGAAAUGCAAACACGUUUAUCAGAUUCAACCAAUACAUGCCAAAAUCAUAAGAAAUGCCCAAGGCCAAGACCCAUUUGUGAUCUUCGAGCUUCUUCGGCUUUGCUCCAACCUCAACUCCAUCGACUACGCCAACAAGAUUUUCCAGCAAACUAAAACCCCAAACGUCUACCUCUACACUGCCCUCAUUGAUGGGUUUGUGUCGUCUGGUUGUUACCUUGAUGCAAUUCGCCUUUACUGUCAAAUGGUGAAUGAGUUUAUUUUGCCGGAUAACUAUGCCAUCACCUCUGUGUUGAAAGCUUGUGGCUUUGGGUUGGCUUUGGAGGUGGGCAGAGAAGUCCAUGGCCAGGUUUUGAAGCUUGGGUUGUCAACGAAUAGAUCAGUAAGGAUGAAGCUUAUGGGUCUUUAUGGGAAGUGCGGUGAAUUUGAACGUGCACGGCAGGUUUUCGAUGAAAUGCCUGAAGGGGAUGUUGUUGCUUCAUCGAUUAUGAUUACUUCUUAUGUUGAUUAUGGAUUGGUUGAGGAGGCAAAUGGUGUUUUUAAUCGGGUUAGAACAAAGGAUACGGUUUGUUGGACUGCAAUGAUCGAUGGACUGGUUAGGAAUGGAGAGAUGAAUAGGGCUUUGGAGAUGUUUAGGGAGAUGCAGAGGAAUAAUGUGACGCCUAAUGAAGUUACCAUUGUUUGUGUUCUAUCUGCUUGUUCACAGUUGGGAGCGUUGGAGCUGGGGCGAUGGGUUCACUCUUACAUGGACAAGUAUGGCAUUGAAUUCAAUUACAUUGUAUGUGGUGCUCUGAUUAAUAUGUAUUCGAGGUGUGGUGAUAUUGAUGAGGCAGUAGAAGUGUUUGGUAAGAUGCAAGAGAGAGAUGUCAGUAGUUAUAAUUCCAUGAUUGAGGGGCUUGCUAUGCAUGGGAAGAGCAAUGAGGCAGUUGAAAUGUUCUGGACAAUGACAAAACAAGGGCUUAGGCCAAAUAGCAUUACUUUUGUUAUAGUAUUAAAUGCAUGUAGCCAUGGAGGCUUGUUGGAGUUGGGAUUUGAGAUAUUUCAUUCCAUGACUACUCGUCAUGGCAUUCAACCACAGAUAGAACACUACGGAUGCAUGGUUGAUCUUCUAGGUCGCUCCGGUCAGCUUGAAGAGGCAUAUAGUUUCAUUACAAAAAUAAAAAUGGCACCAGACCAUAUCAUGUUGGGAGCUUUGCUAAGUGCUUGUAAAAUCCAUGGAAAUCUCGAAUUAGGAGAACGGGUAGCCGAAAUCUUGGUAAAUUGCGGCGAUGCUGAUUCGGGAACUUAUGUUCUGCUAUCAAAUGUAUACUCUUCAUCGGGGAGGUGGAAAGAGGCUGCACAAGUGAGAGCAGAGAUGAAGGAAAGUGGAACUCCAAAGGAGCCUGGUUGUAGUUUGAUUGAAGUGAACAAUGAGAUCCAUGAGUUCCUUUUGGGAGACCUCAGGCACCCGAAAAAAGAAGAAAUCUACAAAAAGUUAAAAGAGCUAAACGAUGAACUAAAAUCUGAAGGGUACUUGCCUGCAACAGAGGUGGUUUUGCAUGACAUUGAGGACAGGCAAAAGGAAUGGGCUCUGUCAAUACAUAGUGAGAGGCUUGCCAUAUGCUACGGGCUAAUCUCUACAAAACCAUGUACCACUUUGAGGAUUGUGAAAAAUUUAAGGGUUUGCAAUGACUGCCACUCAAUGAUCAAGUUGAUAGCUAAGAUUACCAAGAGAAAGAUUGUUGUAAGGGAUCGCAAUAGGUUCCACCAUUUUGAGAAUGGGACUUGUUCUUGUGCUGAUUAUUGGUGAAAGAAAAAGCUUAAUACUAACAGCAAUAUCAAGUAGAUAUCUUGUUUCGUUACCCUGGAGUUACAAGUUUUCAUUUAUGUUUUUUUCUUUUUAUGGAUACUUGUUUUUGUACUUGGUUGAUUGUGCAGAACAUUUUAGGUUGGAACAACAUUGGGCACCCCUGAUAAACAUG
Molecule: messenger RNA, 2104 nt
Organism: Prunus mume (Japanese apricot)
Lineage: Eukaryota; Viridiplantae; Streptophyta; Magnoliopsida; Rosales; Rosaceae
Gene: OTP80
Product: Tetratricopeptide repeat (TPR)-like superfamily protein
Biological process (GO): RNA modification
Molecular function (GO): zinc ion binding; RNA binding; protein binding
Source: RefSeq, a predicted model, not a curated record